AUGGCAACGGUGGCGAAGUUGUUGACUAAGAAUCAAGCCGACGACGGCGUCAAAUAUCUCUUGAGUUAUUUAGUCACUUGGGGUCAAUACGUUUCUGCGAUUAGCUCAAUGUUUGGGGUGGAUACUGGGAAAACUCUCCAAGCCAAUGGAUUGUCUGAACAAAAUUUUAAUAUUUAUCCCUUUAUGACUCUCUUAGUUCCUCUUCAGAACUCGCCAUCCACUUCCCAAAUUGUGAAGCUGCCUCCGCCACUGUCGCAGCAGUCACCGCCAACUUCAAUUGCCCAUCCUCUAAACAGUAGCUCAAGAAAAACCUGGGUAUAUGCUCUCAUUGGAACUCUUGGCGGGUUUGCUCUAAUAGCUGUAUUUGGGCUGCUUAUAUUCUGGUUUCGUUUUGCUAAAAGAAAGAAGAAAGAAAAGGAUUCAUUUAUUGCAUCAGAAAGCUUUGAAUCAAUCGAGAAACCACUCGAGAAGAGGAAGAAGUUGGAGGAAGAAGACAUGUCUCAGAAUUUUCCUAGUAGUUUGAUUGGUGGAUCGGUUUACCGUGGUACGAUCAAAAGGGAUUAUGUUGCAAUUAAGAAGAUGAACGGAGAUGUGUCUGAGGAAAUUAAUCUACUGAACAAGAUCAGCAAUUUGAAUCUUUUCCGGCUUUCCGGGGGCAAACAAAAGAAGAAGUGUCUGGAUUGGAAGCAGAGAUUACAGAUUGGCUUGGAUGUGGCCAUGGGGUUUAAUUAUUUUCAUAGCUACAUUUCCCCUCCCCACAUGUACAAAAAUCUAAAAAGCAGCAAUGUUCUUCUUGAUGUUGAUUUCAAAGUGAAGAUCAGUAAUUUUGGGCUAGCAAGAUCAGCAGAUGGACAAGGAGGCCAGUUUGCCUUGACUAGGCACAUUAUUGGGACGAAAGGUUACAUGGCUCCUGAGUAUUUGGAGAAUGGUCUAGUAUCCACAAUGCUUGAUGUUUAUUCAUUUGGGGUUCUUCUGCUAGAGAUUUUCACUGGCAAAGAAGUCGCUAUCUUGUAUGAAGCUGUGAAUGUGAACUUGGCAAAGAUUCUGAGCCCUGUGCUUGACGAGAAAGACGGGAUCGAGAACUUGAGCCAGAUCAUGGAUUCUUCUCUUGGAGGAAAUUAUCCUUCCGAACUUGCAAUUUUGCUCAUUAGAUUGAUUGCUAGUUUCUUAAAGAAAGAUCCACUGCCCUCCCAACCCAUGCAUGAGAUUGUCCAGACUCUGUCCACAUCCGUCACUGCCACAACAUCUUGGCAUUCCAAACAAAGUGCCUAA
Molecule: messenger RNA, 1272 nt
Organism: Coffea arabica (coffee)
Lineage: Eukaryota; Viridiplantae; Streptophyta; Magnoliopsida; Gentianales; Rubiaceae
Source: RefSeq, a predicted model, not a curated record